CACCCCAACCUCAACCUCAACACCGAGGAGCAAAGAGUCUACGGGCAACUGCUGAAAGAAGCUGACCCUGACGGGUUCGGAGCUGUAUCUGGCGAUGUCGCUGUCAGAUUCUUCGAGCGAACAAAGCUCCCCCCAGAUGUGCUCGGACAGAUCUGGCAGAUUGCGGAUACGGAAAAUCGAGGCUUUCUGACACCAGCAGGAUUCGGCGUGGCGCUGCGAUUGAUCGGUCAUGCGCAAGCUGGUAGAUCACCAUCAGCUCAAAUUGCACCACAAGCCGCGCCCCUUCCUCGGUUCGACAAUGCUGCGCUGGCAGAGCAACCUCAUUCUCCUACCGGAGCUCCAGCGAGUCCAACCGCAAUAGCGCCUCCUCCGAUCCGCGUUCCUGCCUUGACUCCCGACAAAGUCGCAGAGUAUUCGGGGCUGUUUGAGAAAUCUGGUGCAGAAAAUGGAUACCUACCAGGGCUGAUAGCCAAACAGAUAUUCGAAAGAGCAAGAUUACCCAAUGAAGUACUUGGAAGAAUAUGGGCUCUGUCCGACACACAAGGCCGAGGAUCCUUGAACGUCACGGAAUUCGUUAUUGCCAUGCACCUUCUGGCCUCCUACAAAUCCGGACAGAUGCGCGGUGUUCCCAACACUUUACCACCUGGUCUUUAUGAUGCUGCGAAUCGUCGGCCGCCUGUCCGAAUGGGAAGUAACUCGCGUCCUGGCUCGAGUGCCCUAAGUGCAGUUCCUCCGCAGCUCACCGGGUUCACUGCUCGCCCACAGAGCCCAGUCACCAGACAACAGGUCAGCACGCCAUUAUCCGCCCAAUCGACCGGGGAUGGCUGGGUGGUCGCGCCAGCCGACAAAGCUCGAUUCGACUCGAUAUUUUCAACGGUUGACCGCCAGGGUCUGGGCUAUAUCACAGGAGAACAGGCCGUAGAAUUCUUUGGCAAUGCUAGAUUACCAGAAGAAGUGCUCGCUCAAAUCUGGGAUUUGGCCGACAUCAACUCAGAAGGGAGAUUGAAUAAAGAUGAGUUUGCUGUGGCUAUGUAUCUGAUCCGACAACAGCGAGGAACGAAAGAUGGACGCGGCAAUCUUCCAUCCACCUUGCCUCCAGCCCUGAUUCCGCCGAGCAUGCGGAAGCAACAGGCACCCCCUUCACAACCAACUGCGCCGUCCUUCGAAAACGCACCCGUCACUAAGCCUCGUUCGGCUGCUGAUGAUCUUUUUGGUCUCGAUGCAUUCGGGCCAGCCCCAUCCGCCCCAGCUCCAGUCCCAGCACCAGCGCAAGCUCCGCAAUCGACCGGAGGUACAGAUGCAGGACCUUUCGCCAACCCGCCGGGAAGCUAUCCCUCGGCUCUUUCACCACAAACCACCUCGACGACUUUUAAACCCUUUAUUCCUUCCAGCUCGUUCGGGCAAAGCAUCAUCCCUCAAUCUACCGGCUCCCCAGCUCCUCAGGCCAGAUCUCUACCGGCACCAAACGAUGAUCUACUUGGAGAUGCCGAUCCCGAAAUCAGCUCAAAGCUUACUAAUGAAACGAGCGAACUCGGCAAUCUAUCAAACCAGGUUAGCACUUUAUCCAACCAGACAACGGAACUGCAAGGAACCAGAAAGCAGACGGAGCAAGAGCUGUCCAAUGUGACGGCACAGAAACGAGCAUUCGAAGGCCGACUGGCUCAGCUGAGAUCCCUCUACGAAAAGGAGGUUCAAGAAGUCAAAGCUCUGCAGGAACAAUUGACGACAUCGAAGAAUGAAACUAAGAGAUUGCAGCAAGAUAUGGCAAUGAUCGACGGUACUCAUCAAGAUUUGUCCACUCAACACCAACAGCUUCGUGCCCAGCUGGAGAAUGAUCAGCGCGAAAACGCGUCACUGAAAGAGCGCAUUCGACAAACGAACCAGGAGACCGAGCUGCUCAGACCUCAGCUUGAGAAAUUGAGGUCCGACGCAAGACAACAGAAAGGACUUGUGGCUAUCAACAAGAAGCAGCUUGCUACUAAUGAGGUGGAACGAGACAGAAUCAAAGCCGAAAUUGCCGCCGCGCAAAAGCAGGUCGAAGAUGCUCAAAAGGAGGCGGAGGAUCCCCCUACCGUCGCGAGCCCAGCACCCUCGACAAGUUCGAACCCGUUCUUCAGGCGCACUACUGAGACUCCAACCUCCCCACCCGUGUCUCGAGAGGAGACGAAAGACCAUCACAGCGCCUUUGACAACAUCUUUGGUCCCUCCUUCGGUGCUGCCGCUGCGCCUGCACCAUCCGUUUCCUUCACGGGCCAGUCCUCUGUGCCGUCUUCUUCAUCGAAUGCUACUCUGGAAGAGUCAACAGCAGCAUCCUCGACACCUCGGGAUACUGCUGAACCUCCUGCACCGCCCCAGUCCCGUCAAUUGACUUCUGCUGCGCUGCCGUUUCGCAGACCCUUAGGUAGAGAGGACUCGAUCAGUUCCUCCGUCCAGGUCGCCCCACCAGCUAGUCGAUUGAGUCCUUCUGACACCCCCCGUGCUUUGACACCAACUACCUCUACGUCAAGCCCUGAUAUCCCUGGGGCGUUCCCUUCAACGUCAGGAGCACAGACACCCGCACAGGGACUCAAUCCGACCGCUGCAAACGAAGUCCGAGACGGCUCUAACGCACAUGGAACCAAUCAUGAAGAAUCAUCGGCGAACGCAGGGCAAACCUUUGAUGAAUACUUCGGCGGCCCUUCCCACCAGCGCACCGCCUCGCAAAAGGCAGCUGACUUUGAUUCUGCUUUCGCCGGCAUGUCGCAGAGCAUGGCUGUUAAUGGUGAGCAGAGUAAUGCAGGCAAAGAAUUCCCCGACAUUCAGGAAUAUGUCGAAGAUGACAGCAGCGAUUACAGCGAGAGUACACCUAUGAAGUUUGAGGAUGAUUUCAAUACCCGGUCUCCUCCACAACCCACGGCACCCGAUGCUACGACAAGGACUGGAAAACAACCCGAAGUGAUCGAACCACACGACGACGUCGCAUCCACGCGACCUCCACUAGGUGCAAUGUCUUCCACAGCGACAUCGUUGCCGGGAGUGGAUCAACAGAAAUCCCCUCCAUCGUAUGGUGAGGUUGUGCCAGAAGACAAUCCCUCGCAUUUCCCUCCCGAGUUUAAAGGACUCCUCCCAGAAAGAGAAGAUCCUACUUCGCCAACUCCAACGGCUGGCGGCUCGACACAUCCAGCAUCGCCACCAAUGGGAAAUCCGCCCGCAUAUGGUCCUGAAGCUCAGGCCCGGAGCGCCUCAGAUGGUCAGGCGGCUACUGCGCCUCCACCAACGAAAGCAGCACCCUUUGACUUUGACAGUGCCUUUUCUGGAAUGGGUUCCGCUCCUGUAGAGGACGACAACGAAGAUGAGGAGGAAGGGGAGGUUUUUACUCCAGCCAAAAACGCAGCUGAUUUCGACCCAACAUUUGACUCACCACCACAAACCAAACCUUCAACUGCUCCCCACGCAUCGGCCUAUGCAUCCGUGACGAACGGCACACCAGGACCUGUGGGAGAGACCUUAUUCGGCUCAAACGGCACAGCCCCAACCAAUUCAUACGCAGGGCCAGCUUCUCCCGUUCCAGCCGUGUCGCACGACUGGGAUGCGCUCUUUGCUCCGCUGAACACAAGCACAGAUUCCCCAUCAGUUCAGUCGUCCGCACAGCCGGUACAAGAUACUCGGCCUGAACUCGGGCGGGCACUCAGUACGGGCACGGAGCACGACGACCCCAUUCUGAAGCGGCUGACAGCAAUGGGAUGGACACGAGAAGAGAGUCUGGAUGCUUUGGAAAAGUUUGAUUACAACAUUGACAAGGUGAGAUGCCCCCAAAAGUGA
Molecule: messenger RNA, 3801 nt
Organism: Exophiala viscosa
Lineage: Eukaryota; Fungi; Ascomycota; Eurotiomycetes; Chaetothyriales; Herpotrichiellaceae
Exons: 7
Biological process (GO): endosomal transport; endocytosis
Cellular component (GO): plasma membrane; cytoplasm
Molecular function (GO): calcium ion binding; protein binding
Source: RefSeq, a predicted model, not a curated record